CACAACGCUCAAAGUGGUGCGCACCUGCGCGCGCGCGCGCGGACACACGGACGUUACACUUUGCACGCACCCCGCACCGCACGUCCAGUCGCCAUGGUCGCUGUCACCGUGACGCGGAGGUCCCGGUCCUUCGUCGCGCCGUCUCCGGCGCCGGCGCCGGCAGCCGAGGCGCAGACGCUCGAGCUGUCGGCCAUCGACCGCGUGCCCGGGCUGCGCCACAACGUCCGGUCCCUGCACGUGUUCCGCGGUGGCGGCGACGGCGGCGGCGAGAUGCUGCGCCGGCCGGCCGCCGUGAUCCGCGCGGCGCUCGCCCGCGCGCUGGCGGACUACCCGCCGUUCGCCGGCCGCUUCGCCGGCUCCCUACUGGCCGUCGACGCCUGCGUCGCGUGCACGGGCGAGGGCGCGUGGUUCGUGGAGGCCGCCGUCGACUGCAGCCUCGACGACGUGAACGGGAUGGAGUACCCGCUCAUGAUCUCCGAGGAGGAGCUGCUGCCUGCGCCCGACGAUGGCGUCGAUCCUACCAGUAUUCCAGUCAUGAUCCAGGUGACUGAAUUCACAUGUGGAGGAUUCAUCUUCGGCCUGGUGGCAGUCCACACCCUUGCCGAUGGGCUCGGAGCAGCGCAGUUCAUCGGCGCGAUCGCCGAGCACGCCCGUGGCGUGGACAAGCCCAAGGUGGCUCCCGUGUGGGACCGGGCGCUGAUGCCCAACCCACCCAGGCUGCCCCCCGGGCCGCCGCCGUCGUUCCGGUCCUUCGGUUUCCAGCACUUUUCCACCGAUGUCACCUCCGACCGUAUAGCCCAUUUCAAGACCGAGUACUUCCGGGCCUUUGGCCAGUACUGCUCCACCUUCGAUGUCGCCACCGCUAAGGUUUGGCAGGCCAGGACCCGGGCUGUCGGGUACAACCCCGAGGCCCAGGUCCACAUGUGCUUCUUCGCGAACACGCGCCACCUGCUCACGCAGGUCCUGCCGAAGGACGGGGGAUACUAUGGUAAUUGCUUCUACCCGGUGACCGUGACGGCGAAGGCUGAGGAUGUUACUACUAAGGAGUUGCUUGAGGUGAUUAAGAUGAUUCGCGAUGGGAAAGCGAGGCUCCCCAUGGAGUUUGCAAAAUGGGCCUCAGGUGAUGUGAAGAUUGAUCCCUACGAACUGACGUUCGAGCACAACGUGCUCUUUGUGUCUGAUUGGACGAGGCUGGGAUUCUUCGAGGUGGACUAUGGAUGGGGUACACCUAGCCAUAUUAUACCAUUCACUUAUGCAGAAUACAUGGCGGUUGCCGUGCUUGGUGCUCCACCGAUGCCCAAGAAAGGGACCCGGAUCAUGACUCAGUGUGUGGAGGAUAGCCAUAUCAAGGAAUUCCAAGAGGAGAUGAAGGCCUUCGUUUAAGUUAUGUAUGGGGAGUGAUUUGGAAUAAAUUUCCUAAUUGUGGGUAGCACUUGCAGGGUCCAACAAAAUACCAUGCUUGUUGUAUUGCGUUAAGAUAUCAGCUGGACAAAUAUAUAUGUGUGUAACUGUUAUAUAAUUAAGUUAUAAGAAGUUAGCUCGUGAACUAUA
Oryza brachyantha (malo sina) is the source of this 1551-nucleotide messenger RNA. RefSeq names its product acyl transferase 5. NCBI's taxonomy places the organism in Eukaryota, Viridiplantae, Streptophyta, Magnoliopsida, Poales, Poaceae. The transcript has 2 exons. The record is from RefSeq and is a predicted model, not a curated record. Bases 94 to 1383 code for a protein of 429 amino acids.